CUCCUACUCGCUUCCAAGUUCCAAGUCCAACCUUCAAUUAACAACAGUCGCUCUCUCUCUCUCUCCCUCUAGUCUUCCCACCCCCCGGAGGACCCGACUGAUUAAACGAGCUUGAAAACAAUGGCGUCGGAGAACCACAAUUCCGGAUCCGGAUCUACAUUCGACGGCGAAGCUCCUUCAAAACCUAAAGUUGCGCUGAUUACCGGAAUUACGGGGCAAGACGGUUCGUACUUGACGGAGUUUCUGCUCCACAAAGGGUACGAGGUGCACGGCCUGAUCCGGCGGUCCUCCAACUUCAACACCCAGCGCAUCAACCACAUCUACAUCGACCCCCACAACACCCACAAGGCCCGCAUGAAGCUCCACUACGCCGACCUUACCGACGCCUCCUCGCUCCGCCGCUGGGUCGACACGAUCCUCCCCGACGAGGUCUACAACCUCGCCGCCCAAUCUCACGUCGCGGUCUCCUUCGAGAUCCCGGAUUACACCGCCGAUGUCGUCGCCACCGGCGCCCUCCGCCUACUCGAGGCCGUCCGGUCCCACAUCGCCGCCACUGGACGUAGCCACAUCCGAUACUACCAGGCCGGAUCUUCAGAGAUGUUCGGGUCGACCCCGCCUCCCCAGUCUGAAACGACGCCGUUCCAUCCCCGAUCCCCAUACGCCGCGUCCAAAUGCGCCGCUCAUUGGUACACCGUGAACUACCGCGAGGCGUAUGGGAUAUAUGCGUGCAAUGGGAUACUCUUCAAUCACGAGUCGCCGCGGCGGGGCGAGAACUUCGUGACGAGGAAGAUCACGCGUGCGGUGGGACGGAUCAAGAUCGGCCUCCAGAACAAGCUCUUCCUGGGGAAUCUCAGCGCCUCCAGGGACUGGGGAUUCGCCGGGGACUACGUGGAGGCAAUGUGGAUGAUGCUGCAGCAGGAGAAGCCGGACGACUACGUGGUUGCGACGGAGGAGUCGCACACGGUGGAGGAGUUCUUGAAAGUGGCAUUUGGGUAUGUGGGGUUGAAUUGGAAGGACCAUGUGAUGAUCGACAAAAGGUAUUUCAGGCCGGCGGAGGUGGAUAAUCUGAAAGGGGAUGCAAGCAAGGCCAAGAAGGCGCUUGGAUGGAAGCCAAAGGUGGGGUUUGAGCAGUUGGUGAAGAUGAUGGUUGAUGAGGAUGUUGAAUUGGCCAAGAGGGAGAAGGUGCUCGUUGAUGCUGGCUACAUGGAUGCUCAGCAACAACCCUGAUCAGCCAUAUUACUCCAAUUUUGGUUCACAUCCGAUCUGCGCCAAGUUCAAUCUACUAGUCAGUACUGAAUAGAUUUGAUUCAGUAAUUUAUAUAGUUAUGGUGUUUUGAAGUUCAUGUCAUCAUUUGUUUGAUUUCCUGUACCCCCCAUUUAUUUGAUUCUAUCAAAUCCAUACAUGUUCAAUUGUUGUCUGCACCCA
Carya illinoinensis is the source of this 1426-nucleotide messenger RNA. Its product is annotated as GDP-mannose 4,6 dehydratase 1. The transcript has a single exon. Gene Ontology annotation, molecular function: GDP-mannose 4,6-dehydratase activity. The record is from RefSeq and is a predicted model, not a curated record. Lineage: Eukaryota; Viridiplantae; Streptophyta; Magnoliopsida; Fagales; Juglandaceae. Bases 121 to 1227 code for a protein of 368 amino acids. Gene Ontology annotation, biological process: GDP-mannose metabolic process.